This is a messenger RNA of Aspergillus clavatus NRRL 1, 1911 nucleotides long. Its product is annotated as putative alpha amylase. NCBI's taxonomy places the organism in Eukaryota, Fungi, Ascomycota, Eurotiomycetes, Eurotiales, Aspergillaceae. Gene Ontology annotation, molecular function: alpha-amylase activity; starch binding; calcium ion binding. Gene Ontology annotation, biological process: carbohydrate catabolic process. Bases 1 to 1911 code for a protein of 636 amino acids. The transcript has 9 exons. The record is from RefSeq and is a predicted model, not a curated record.
AUGAAGCUUCUAGCUUUGACAACUGCCUUCGCCCUGUUGGGCAAAGGGGUAUUUGGUCUAACUCCGGCCGAAUGGCGGGGCCAGUCUAUCUACUUCCUGAUAACGGACCGGUUUGCUCGUACAGAUGGCUCAACAACCGCUCCAUGUGAUCUCAGCCAGAGGGCGUACUGUGGUGGAAGCUGGCAGGGUAUUAUCAAGCAACUCGAUUAUAUCCAAGGAAUGGGCUUCACUGCUAUUUGGAUCACACCCAUUACGGAGCAAAUCCCACAGGAUACCGCUGAAGGAUCAGCAUUCCACGGCUAUUGGCAGAAGGAUAUUUACAAUGUCAACUCCCAUUUCGGAACCGCCGAUGACAUUCGGGCAUUGUCCAAGGCCCUUCACGACAGGGGAAUGUACCUGAUGAUUGACGUUGUUGCCAACCACAUGGGUUACAAUGGACCUGGUGCCUCGACUGAUUUUAGCACCUUUACCCCGUUCAACUCUGCCUCCUACUUCCACUCGUACUGCCCGAUCAACAACUAUAACGACCAGUCUCAGGUAGAGAACUGUUGGUUGGGAGACAACACUGUGGCUCUGGCAGACCUAUACACCCAGCAUUCGGAUGUGCGGAACAUCUGGUACAGCUGGAUCAAAGAAAUUGUUGGCAAUUACUCUGCUGAUGGUCUGCGUAUCGACACCGUCAAGCACGUUGAAAAGGAUUUCUGGACUGGCUACACCCAAGCUGCUGGUGUUUAUACCGUUGGCGAGGUAUUAGAUGGGGACCCGGCUUAUACCUGCCCCUAUCAGGGAUAUGUGGACGGUGUCCUGAAUUAUCCCAUCUAUUAUCCCCUCCUGAGAGCGUUCGAAUCGUCGAGUGGUAGCAUGGGUGAUCUUUACAAUAUGAUCAACUCUGUGGCCUCGGAUUGUAAAGACCCCACCGUGCUAGGAAGUUUCAUUGAGAACCAUGACAAUCCUCGCUUCGCUAGCUAUACCAAGGAUAUGUCCCAGGCCAAGGCUGUUAUUAGCUAUGUCAUACUAUCGGACGGAAUCCCCAUCAUCUAUUCUGGACAGGAGCAGCACUACUCUGGUGGAAAUGACCCGUACAACCGCGAAGCUAUCUGGUUGUCGGGUUACUCUACCACCUCAGAGCUGUAUAAAUUCAUUGCCACCACGAACAAGAUCCGUCAGCUCGCCAUUUCAAAGGAUUCAAGCUAUCUUACUUCACGAAACAAUCCCUUCUACACUGAUAGCAACACCAUUGCAAUGCGAAAGGGCUCCGGGGGCUCGCAGGUCAUCACUGUACUUUCCAACUCUGGUUCCAACGGUGGAUCGUACACGCUCAACUUGGGUAACAGCGGAUACUCGUCUGGAGCCAAUCUAGUGGAGGUGUACACCUGCUCGUCUGUCACGGUCGGUUCCGACGGCAAGAUCCCCGUCCCCAUGGCAUCUGGUCUUCCCCGUGUCCUUGUUCCGGCAUCUUGGAUGUCCGGAAGUGGAUUGUGCGGCAGCUCUUCCACCACUACCCUCGUCACCGCCACCACGACUCCAACUGGCAGCUCUUCCAGCACUACCCUCGCCACCGCCGUCACGACUCCAACUGGUAGCUGCAAAACUGCGACGACCGUUCCAGUGGUCCUUGAAGAGAGCGUGAGAACAUCCUACGGCGAGAACAUCUUCAUCUCCGGCUCCAUCCCUCAGCUCGGUAGCUGGAACCCGGAUAAAGCAGUCGCUCUUUCUUCCAGCCAGUACACUUCGUCGAAUCCUUUGUGGGCCGUCACUCUCGACCUCCCCGUGGGAACUUCGUUUGAAUACAAAUUCCUCAAGAAGGAGCAGAAUGGUGGCGUCGCUUGGGAGAAUGACCCUAACCGGUCUUACACUGUUCCCGAAGCGUGUGCCGGUACCUCCCAAAAGGUGGACAGCUCUUGGAGGUGA